Molecule: messenger RNA, 2428 nt
Organism: Didymodactylos carnosus
Lineage: Eukaryota; Metazoa; Rotifera; Eurotatoria; Philodinida; Philodinidae
Source: the annotation of a GenBank genome assembly
AUGUCUGUUGCCGACAAUCGUGCACCUGUUAGUGAAGACGGCGUGUUGUCCCCUCUACUUCUUAAGAGCACUAAAAUCGUUUCCACUCUUGGUCCAUCAUCCGACAAUGAAACGAUUAUAAAACAGUUGAUUGAACAUGGUGUCGACGUUUUUCGUCUCAAUUUCUCACAUGGUACACAAACAGAAAAAGCUGAAACCAUCAAAUUAAUUCGUUCCGUUUCCAGUUCGUUACAUCGUCAUGUGGCCAUCAUGGCUGAUUUACAAGGUCCCAAACAUCGUUUAGGAGAAUUAGAAAAUCAUCAAUCAAUAACAUUGAAAAAUGAACAAACCAUCAAAUUUGUAUCUGGUGAACUACAACCAAUUGGAAAUAGUGCCGCCAUCUCAACAGGCACUUCACAUGCACAUUUAUUAAUCAAAUAUUUGUCCGUAGGACAUCGCGUUUUAAUUAAUGACGGCGCAGUUGUCUUAAAAGUCGAACAACGCUUAUCAGAAAAAGAAUUAUUAUGUCGUGUAAUAGUUGGUGGCAUUGUUGGUGAAAGGAAAGGCGUUAAUGUACCUGAUUUACAAGUUCCAACUGAUGCAUUAACAGACAAAGACGAAGAAGAUGCUAUAUUCGCAUUAGGAAAAGAUGUUGAAUAUAUAGCAUUAAGUUUUGUACAAAAAGCUGAUGAUGUUAUCAAACUACGUAAUUUAUUACAAAAAAAAUUGCCAUCUACUAAUCAGCAGUUACCAAAAAUAAUAGCUAAAAUUGAAAAACAACAAGCUAUUGAUGUAAUUGAUGAUAUCAUUGCUGUUGUUGAUGGUAUAAUGGUUGCAAGAGGUGACUUAGGUGUAGAAUGUAGUUUUGAAAAAGUGCCAACAUUUCAAAAAAUGUUAAUUAAUAAAUGUAAUUUAGCUGGAAAGCCUGUAAUCACAGCAACGCAAAUGUUAGAAUCAAUGAUAAAUAAUCCGUUUCCUACAAGGGCUGAAGCAAGUGAUGUGGCUAAUGCUGUUUAUGAUCAUACUGAUGCUGUUAUGUUAAGUGGUGAAACAGCUAGUGGUAAAUAUCCAGUUGAAACUGUAGAAGCAAUGCGUGCAAUUGUUGUUGAAGCUGAAACAAAUAUCCAUAACGAUGAAGUUAAAUCACCACAACGCUUAGAUUAUGCUAUUGUUAAAUCAGCUGUUGCCGCAGCUACUUAUGGUGUACAUGCAGCAGCUCUUAUUUUAGUUUGUGUUUCAUAUGAUUUAGGUUUAUAUAUCUCUAAAUUGCGUCCACCAUGUCCUAUAAUUAUAGUUACUUUUACAUCAAAAUUAGCACAAUUCUUAGAAUUAAAUUAUGGCGUACAUACUAUUGUAUUGAAUCACAAUCUUGACAAAGAAACAACUACAGAUAAUUUAUUAAUAACAAUAGAAAAAGAAAUUGAAAAUAGAAAAUGGUUGAAAAAAGGCGAUAAUUUUGUAUUUUGUUGUGGAGAGGCAGGACUACCUGGUUUAAGAAAUACGCUACAACUAGGUAAAUUAGGUGAUCUUCAUGUAACGCAUAAAGAACGUGUAGAUUGGAAGACAUUAAUGGAACGAGCACUCAUUAAAGAACGACGGAAAUAUUAUAAAGCAUUAUCCAGGCUCUUGUUGGGUAGGACAGAUACGUCUUUAUAUUGAUUAUUUGUGAACAAAUGUUAUAAGAACACGGACAUUGACGGUCAAGACCACGUUUUAGAGCAUAUUCUAUAAAGUAAAUGCAACGUUUGUCUGUCGACAAAUUUUUAAGGUUCGAUACGUACGAAUAAUUGUUAAAUGGUCAGCAUUGUGCCGUUGACGUUGUCCGCAUUUUUAGCUCGAACACAUUUCCUUCACAGAAAUAAUUUAAAUUUUUAAACUUUCACACCAUAUUUGUUCACCAAAGUAGUCAUGAAACUUAAAUCGAGCAGAAUUAGGUAUACAUUGUGCAUCUCCACAAGAAUAUUCUUUCGUUCGUCAUAAAUGUUGAUUAUAAUCAAAACUUGGCUCAUAUGGGCAACUGGGUCCUUUAGUAGACAACUGUUCAUCUGAUAAAUCUACAGAAGCCGCCGCCUUGAGCAAGGUCUACAAAAUUACAUUUUUUAAAUGUUUUUCGGAUACCAAUGUACGGAGUAAUAUGCUAAAUUUGAUCAAGGGAACUGAUAUCUCUAAUCUCUAAGUUUUAAUAUCAUAUAGAAUCCUUUGCGUAUUAUUCGAUAGAGCUUUUAAAGCUCUAGAUAUACGUCAAAAGAAAUGAGUUGCAGUAUCAUACCUAAAAACUAUCCGUUUAUUAACUAUCCGAAAAUAUUUUUUCUUGAAAAUAUUACUAUUCAUUCUCUACAGAAAAGAAAUCCGACUGUUUUCAAUAUUACGUACUAGGAAACGUCACUACAUUGUGAUUCUAUUUCUCUUUACACUGAUGAAGUCUGAUCUUGAUUAUGAGACAAAACGG